AUGUGGUUGGUCACAACCGUAUUCGGUCGCGUUUUCAUCGAAGAUCAGCUGAUUUCUGUAAACGUUGAUUGGGUUCUGGACGUGUUGUACCAGCAAAACAGGCUGGAGCGGAAGGCAGCCUCCACCAAGGCCGCGUGGCAAGAGCGACUAGCAGGGUGGCAGGAGGAGGAGGAGGCUCUGUGGGCACCACACCCACCGCCGUCGUUGCCGCAACCGCCAUUAAUGCAGCCACCGCUACCGCAGCCACAGACGCCGGUGCCGCAGCCGCAGCCACCGUUGCCGCCGACACCACCGCUGCCAUCGCAGCCACCACCACUACCGACGCCGCAGCAACAGGGGCAGCCGACGCCGCAGCCGCCGACGCCGGCGCCACAACAACAAGAGCAGCCGAGGGCACCGCCGUUGUCGAAGCCACAGCCGCCCAAUCAUCAUCCACAGCAAAACAGGCUGGAGCGGAAGGCAGCCGCCACCAAGGCCGCGUGGCAAGAGCGACUAACAGGGUGGCAGGAGGAGGAGGAGGCACUGUGGGCACCACACCCACCACCGUCGUUGCCGCAACCGCCAUUAAUGCAGCCACGGUUACCGCUGCGACAGACGCCGGUGCCGCAGCCGCAGCCACCGUUGCCGCCGACACCACCGCUGCCAUCGCAGCCACCACCACUACCGACGCCGCAGCAACAGGGGCAGCCGACGCCGCCGCCGGCGCCACAACAACAAGAGCAGCCGAAGGCACCGCCGUUGUCGAAGCCACAGCCGCCGUUGCCGCCGUUGCCGCCGGUGCAGCCACAUCCACCACGCACACCGAUACCGCCGCUAGCACCACCGCCACCGCGCGCACCGACACCGCCACCCCAGGAUGAGGAGUGGCCCCGGUGCAAGCGGCUACAGUCCUGGGGCGUGGACCAGGCGCACGUCGCGCAGACGCUUCGCACGAUCGGCAUGGGCGGCCGCCGGUGGCACCAGCAGACGUUGACGUGGACUUGGGACGCACCAGCGGAGGACACGUCGGAGGUCCGCGGUCGGUUGGAGGCCGGUCGAGCAGCGAGCGCGCGAUCCGCGAGUACGCGUCCAGACGAAGGACGAAAGCCCGGCGGAGAACCCGGAAAAGGGUCCGUGUGUGUGGCCCGUGCCGCCACCACCAAAACCGGCACGGCAGGAAUCGUGCCCUGCGGCUCGACAGCCGCCGGAGCGACCCUGCCUGCAGGCAGGAGACGCUGA
Molecule: messenger RNA, 1218 nt
Organism: Drosophila yakuba
Lineage: Eukaryota; Metazoa; Arthropoda; Insecta; Diptera; Drosophilidae
Product: vegetative cell wall protein gp1-like
Exons: 3
Coding region: 1-1218 (405 amino acids)
Source: RefSeq, a predicted model, not a curated record